AUGUCAACAACAGAGAACACAACAACUGCUAUCGUUCAUGAAGCUAUAAAUGAAGAAUAUGAGUGGGUUCAGUUUAACAAACAACUCCGUCUCAUUCGUUCGGUCAAAGACGAUAUGUACCAAAUGCAAAGUAUUUUGACAGCAUGUUUUGCUCCAGAUACUAAGAAACCACAAGACUGGUUUAGGAACCAAAGCACACAAGAACUUUUGAGCGAAGCACAGCGAGACAUACUUUUUUCUGAAAACAGUGAAGAACAGCGAGUAAGUAAAAAACCGCAGUCGCCAAAACUCUAUGAAAAUCGUGAAGAACAGCGAGUAAGUAAAAAACCCCAGUCGCCAAAACUCUAUGAAAACA
Messenger RNA from Trichomonas vaginalis G3, 355 nucleotides. RefSeq names its product KilA, N-terminal/APSES-type HTH, DNA-binding family. NCBI's taxonomy places the organism in Eukaryota, Parabasalia, Trichomonadida, Trichomonadidae. The annotation marks the transcript as partial. The record is from RefSeq and is a predicted model, not a curated record. The transcript has a single exon.